AUGAGCGCGGAGGAGAAGUUCAUAGGCAAUGAGCAAGCAGGCAAUCAUGGGGGGUACAGUCCGGAGGAAGAGAAGGAAAUACAUAAGCGUGUAGUGCCCAAUGCUAUACGCACACACGCACACACACACAAAGAGAGACCGCAGCUCAGAGAAGCAGACCGCUUCUAUCAAGUGACACCCAUCAGCGCUGUGUGGUCUCUCCGGACCUUCCUGUCCCAAGUCCACUUUGUCCGACCGAUGCCGAUCCUGUGGUGGAACAGAGGCCGAGCCACGCGUCAGCAACGCUCCGAGGUUCAUAUCGGGCUGAAUGUGUGGUAUAUCGCUGGAUCCAUGGAAGCCAUUACUGGCGCUUUGCGUCACGCGACCGACAAGAAGCCUUCCGGCGAUGAUCCAACGCCGGCGAAGCGAUGCUCUGUUUGGGAUGGUAGCACCCAAAGAAGCCGCUCUGUGAGCUCGCAGCUCGCAAUCGUCUCUCAUAUCGAUGGCCGACGAGGAAAUGAGCAAUCGUCUCUCAGCAAAUUCGCAGAUCUUCGUUCCUAA
Molecule: messenger RNA, 540 nt
Organism: Postia placenta MAD-698-R-SB12
Lineage: Eukaryota; Fungi; Basidiomycota; Agaricomycetes; Polyporales; Adustoporiaceae
Exons: 3
Coding region: 1-540 (179 amino acids)
Source: RefSeq, a predicted model, not a curated record